This is a messenger RNA of Phoenix dactylifera (date palm), 13599 nucleotides long. The record is from RefSeq and is a predicted model, not a curated record. Lineage: Eukaryota; Viridiplantae; Streptophyta; Magnoliopsida; Arecales; Arecaceae.
CUCGUCCGUGCCCCGAAAGAUCCGCCAUCUCUCUCCCGUCGACUGAUUUUUUGUGUCCGCUUCCCCCAUUUCCUCCCUCCCUUCCCUUCCCUGCGCGGAGCUCUCCUCGCCGCCGGAAUCCGAGUCCCUAUCAUCACCGCCCUCUUCUUUGCCGAUCGAUCGUUGAUCCGUGGCCAUUAUCGGCUGCUGGGGUGCGGAAGUCCUCCUCAGAGCUUGACAAAUCGCUUCGAUUCGAUCCGAUAGCGGUGGCCAGAUGUUUGAGGCCCACGUCUUGUAUUUGCUUCGAAAAUAUUUGGGAGAAUAUGUUGAAGGACUUUCAAUUGAAGCGCUUAGAAUAAGUGUAUGGAAAGGUGAUGUUGUUCUAAAAGACUUGAAGUUGAAAGCUGAAGCACUGAAUUCUUUGAAGCUUCCCGUCACAGUCAAAGCUGGCUUUGUUGGGACUAUAACCUUAAAGGUUCCCUGGAAAAGCCUUGGCAAAGAACCCGUGGUGGUUCUUAUUGACCGUGUCUUCGUUCUUGCUCACCCUGCUCCUGAUCGACAAAGUCUCAAGGAGGAAGACAGAGAAAAACUCUUUCAAGCCAAACUCCAACAAAUCGAGGAGGUAGAAUUGGCAACCCUUGAAGCGACUACUAGGAGAUCAAAAGAGGAAGCUGCACCUGGUGGAAAUUCAUGGCUGGGCUCUCUCAUUGCAACUAUAAUUGGCAAUCUUAAAGUUACUCUCAGUAACAUUCAUAUCAGAUAUGAAGACACCAUCAGUAAUCCAGGACAUCCAUUUUGUUCCGGGAUCACUCUAUCAAAACUUGCUGCUGUUACCAUGGAUGAGCAGGGUAAUGAAACAUUUGAUACCAGUGGAGCUCUAGACAAGCUGCGUAAGUCCUUGCAACUUCAGAGACUAGCUGUAUAUCAUGAUUCUGACUGCACACCCUGGCAACUUGAUAAGAAGUGGGAGGAUUUGAAUCCUACAGAGUGGACUGAGAUAUUCCAAGAUGGGAUAAAUGAAUGUUCUCGCAAUGGAGUUUCCGUUUGGGCGAUGAAUCGCAAAUACUUAGUAUCCCCUAUUAAUGGAGUUCUUAAAUAUCAUCGUCUUGGAAAGCAAGAAAGACAGGACUCUGAGAUUCCUUUUGAGAAAGCUUCGCUCAUCCUUAGUGAUGUUUCUUUAACUAUUUCUGAGGCUCAGUAUUGCGAUGGCAUAAAACUCCUUGAAACAAUUUCAAGAUAUAACACACGUCUUGACACGUCUCACUUGAGGCCUGUGAUACCAGUUUCAGAAGAUCCUCAGGCAUGGUGGCAUUAUGCUAUGCUAGCAUGUUUGCAGCAGAAAAAACUGUGCUACUGGUUCUCGUGGGAGAGAAUCAGGCAUCAUUGUCAGCUCCGUCGUCGCUAUGUUCAAUUGUAUGUAACUUCACUGCAGCAGUCAAAUGCUGAUAUUUCUGAAAUUAGGCAGAUUGAGAGGAUUCUUGAUUCCAAAGUGAUUAUACUAUGGAGGUUCCUUGCACAUGCUAAGGUUGAAUCUGUAAAAUCAAGGGAAGCAUCAAAGCAGAAGGCUAACUUAAAGAGAAGCUGGUGGUCUUUUGGAUGGCGCACUUCCUCUGGAGAUGCUUCUGUAUCAAGUAACUCAGCAGAAUCACAAUUUGUUGAAGAGGAAAGAUUAACUAAAGAAGAAUGGCAGGCAGUCAAUAAAAUGUUGAGUUACCAGACUGAUGAAGAUGUGAAUUCCUUCCUGGGGAAGGAUUUACAGAAUAUGAUACAUUUCCUGAUAGAUGUGUCAAUUGGCCAGGCUGCUGCUCGAAUCAUCAUUAUCGAUGAGACAGAGGUUGUCUGUGGUAGAUUUGAACAACUUCAUGUCACCACCAAGCUGUAUCAUAAAAGCAUCCAUUGUGAUGUCUCAUUGAAAUAUUGUGGCUUGUCAUCUCCUGAAGGUUCACUUGCAGAGAGUGUUGUCAGUGAGAGAAAGACCAAUGCUUUGGAAGUCAGUUUUGUACAUGCACCUGUUGGGGAAGACUUGGAUUGGCGUCUUGCAGCAACGACUUCUCCAUGCCAUGUUACGGUGUUGAUGGAAAGCUAUGAACGUUUUCUAGAGUUUGUGAAAAGGAGUAAUGCUGUCAGCCCUACUGUGACAAGGGAAACUGCGAAUGCUUUGCAGAUGAAGAUAGAACAGGUUACUCGUCGGGCUCAAGAACAGCUUCAGACGGUAUUGGAAGAACAGAACAGAUUUUCAAUUGAUAUUGAUCUCGAUGCUCCAAAAGUGAAGAUUCCAAUGAGAGCUACCAGACCUACAUCUAACGAUAGCCAAUUUCUUUUGGAUUUUGGUCAUUUUACAUUGCAUACAAAAGAAGGUCCAGGAGAUGAGGAAAGGAAGAGCCUGUAUUCCCGCUUUUAUAUAUUGGGAAGAGACAUGGCUGCUUUUUUUAAAGAUGAUAUCUACAAAGAAAAAAUUACAGUAACUGCAAAAUAUGGUAGUCAAACUACAACUCCCUCCAACUUUGAGGAUGUUGAUCAUUUCUAUUCUCUCCUUGAUCGUUGUGGCAUGUCAGUCAUAGUUGACCAGAUCAAAAUGCCUCAUCCAAGAUACCCAUCAACUCGGGUUUCUGUACAAGUGCCAAAUCUAGGUAUUCACUUUUCACCAGAGAGAUAUAGCAGAAUCAGGAGACUGCUAGAUACAUUCUAUGGCUCAAUGGAAAGCAGUGGUCAGAACUCUGAUGGGUGUCCACAAACUGGCCCUGUACCUUGGCAUCCUGCUGAUCUAGCAACUGAUGCUAGAAUUCUUGUUUGGAGGGGGCUUGGCAAUUCUUUAGCUGAGUGGCAACCUUGUUACCUUAUCUUAUCUGGGCUAUAUCUUUAUGUUUUGGAGUCCGAGGUUUCUCAAAAUUAUCAAAGGUGUUCCAGCAUGGCUGGUCGACAGGUGAUUGAAGUUCCACCAACAAGUGUUGGUGGAUCACUUUAUGCUAUUGCUGUGAGUUCUAGGGGUGUUGAUAUCCAGAAGGCACUGGAAUCAACUAAUACUCUGAUUAUUGAAUUUCAUGAUGAUGAGGAAAAGACAACCUGGCUAAGAAAGAUCGUGCAAGCGACAUAUAGGGCCUCUGCUCCUCCUGCAGUGGAUAUACUAGGGGAACCAAGUUUAUCAGAUUCUGGUGAGCCUCGACUUGGUAAUUUGGGAGCAGCGGACCUUGUUCUUAAUGGCACGAUUGUUGAAACUAAGUUGUCCAUAUAUGGAAAGUUAAAUGGAAAGCAUGGAAGUGCUGAAGAGGCAUUAAUUUUAGAGCUUCUUGCUGGUGGAGGAAAGGUAAACCUUCUCCGAAGUGGAGGUGACCUGACUGUGAAAACAAAGCUGCACUCUUUGAAAAUCAAAGACGAACUUCAAGGUCGUCUUUCUAGUUUUCCACAAUAUUUGGCGUGUUCUGUGCUGAAUGAUAAUCUUAAAGCUGAUAGCUGCUGUACCUUCGAUCUUGAUGAAAAUGAGUUGCAAAAUUUUUUUCUGGAAGAAGAUGAUAGUUUCAAGGAUGCAUUGACAGAUUUCAUGUCUACUCCUGAUCGAAGCUUUAAUAUGCAAAACCUUGAUUGGACAUGUAGCUCAAUGACUAACCUCGAUGCCUGUGAACGGUAUGCUGGAGUCAAUUACACUGAUGUUGGAAACCAUGACAAAGAUCAGGUGAAAGGGAGGAUCAGUGAGAUAUUCUACGAGGCACGAGACAACAGUGUUUCUGAUUUUGUGGCUGUUACAUUUUUGACCCUGAGUCCUGAUUCACUUCUGUAUGAUGGCAUUGAUACACAGAUGACCAUCCGCAUGUCAGCACUAGAAUUUUUUUGCAACAGAGCAACUCUUGUUGCUUUGAUCGAGUUUGGCUUGGAUCUGAGCCUGAUUAAUUUAGGGGAUAGUGGAAAUGACAUUGUUGCCCCAACAGCUGACUCCAAUGACAUGAAGGAAGAAAAUGGUCGUGCUUUAGUUAAGGGCUUGUUAGGCCAUGGAAAAGACCGUGUUGUUUUUAAUUUGAAAAUGGAUGUGGACAGUGUCUGUGUGUUUCUUAACAAGGAAGAUGGUUCUCUGCUUGCAAUGUUUGUACAAGAAAGUUUUCUCUUGGAUUUCAAGGUUCACCCAAGUUCUAUAUCCAUCAAUGGUACAUUAGGAAAUAUGCGACUCUGCGAUAUGUCCCUUGGACCAGAUCAUCGCUGGGGCUGGCUUUGUGAUAUACGCAACCAAGGGAUUGAGUCUCUUGUCAAGUUCACCUUUCAGUCAUACAGUGCUGAUGAUGAUGAUUAUCAAGGGUACGAUUAUAGCCUGAGCGGAAGACUUUCUGCAGUCCGCAUUGUAUUUCUUUAUAGAUUUGUUCAGGAGUUGACUUCAUAUUUUAUGGAGCUCGCCUCUCCACACACUCAGGAGGUAAUUAAGUUUGUUGACAAAGUCGGGGGCUUUGAAUGGCUGAUACAGAAAUAUGAGAUAGAUGGUGCCACAGCUGUAAAAUUGGACCUAUCAUUGGACACUCCGAUUAUUAUCGUUCCGAAGAAUUCAAUGAGUGAAGACUAUAUGCAACUAGAUCUUGGACAGCUGCAAGUGAAGAACAGUUUUAGUUGGCAUGGUUGCAAAGAGAAUGACCCUUCAGCUGUACAUCUUGAUAUUCUUCAUGCUGAGAUACAUGGAGUCAACAUGGCUGUAGGAAUCAGUGGCCAUUUAGGGAAAUCAAUGAUACGAGAAGGUCGAGCCAUUGAUAUUGAAGUGAGACGCAGUCUGAGAGAUGUCUUUCGUAAGGUCCCAACACUAUCUACAAAAGUUCAGGUUGGUUUCUUACAUGGUGUCAUGUCAGACAAGGAAUACAAUGUCAUAAUAAAUUGUUUAUAUAUGAACCUGUCAGAAGUCCCAAAGCUUCCUCCUAGUUUUCGUGGCAAUGUAGAUGAGACAAAGGAGUCAAUUCGUAUGCUUGCUGAUAAGGUCAACCAUAAUAGUCAAAUUUUACUCUCACGUUCUAUUUUUGUUCUGGCUGUUGAGGUCCGCUAUGCCUUGCUAGAGCUAUGCAAUGGUCUUGAUGAGGAGUCUCCUUUAGCCCAGAUUGCUCUAGAAGGACUAUGGGUAUCGUAUCGAUCAACUUCUUUGUUUGAAGCAGACCUCUACCUGACUAUUCCUAAAUUCUCUGUGCUGGACAUACGUCCUGAUACAAAGCCUGAAAUGUGCCUGAUGCUUGGAUCUUACUCGGAUGUUUCGAAACCUGCUGUAUAUAACAUUUCUAGUUUGCCUGGAACUUGUCCAGGAUCACCUACAAACGAUGUUUCUACCAAGAUUUCAGAAAAUGCAACUGACAUAGAUGUUUCUAACUUGACUAUGCUGGUAAUGGAUUACCGAUGGCGCUCGUCAUUCCAAUCUUUUGUAAUCCGCAUCCAGCAACCUCGUAUUCUUGUUGUUCUGGACUUCCUUCUUGCAGUUGUUGAAUAUUUUGUGCCUUCUUUGGGUGCAAUAACAGGAAGGGAGGAAAGCUUAAAACCAAAGAAUGAUCCACUGACUAACAGUUAUGAUAUAAUACUUUCUGAAUCCAUUUACAUGCAGAGAGAUGAUAUUGUACACCUUUCCCCUAGAAGAAAAUUAAUUGUGGAUGGAUGUGGUAUUGAUGAGUUCACUUAUGAUGGGUGUGGAGGUACAAUAUCCUUAAGUGAGGAGUUUGAUAUGAAAGAGCAAUCAUUUUCUGGAACUAUUAUCAUAAUUGGGCGUGGACAGAAGUUGCGGUUCAAGAAUGUUAAAAUUGAGAAUGGCACAUUGUUGAGAAAGUGUACGUACCUGAAUAAUGGUAGCAGCUACUCAGUCUCCGCAGACGAUGGUGUUGAGAUUUCAUUUAUAGAUAAUUCUGCUUCUAAAAUCAGUAAAGGUUUAGUACAAAUUCAAGAAUGUAAAGAAGAGACUAGUGUUCCUAGCACUGUUGUUGACGAUGCUACAAGUCAAAUGCUGAGUUUUACAUUCGAAGCUCAGAUUGUGUCCCCUGAAUUUACCUUCUAUGACUGUUCAAAAUUGUCGAUGGAUGAUUCCUUGCACAUUGAGAAGCUUCUCCGAGCAAAGAUGGAUUUGAGUUUCAUGUAUGCUUUGAAAGAAAAUGACACUUGGGCUCGGUGUCUCAUGAAAGAUCUCACUGUUGAGGCUGGUUCAGGUCUUGUUGUUAUUCAGCCAAUUGAUAUUUCAGGAGGAUAUACUUCUGUUAAAGAUAAGACUAAUAUAUCGGUGACUUCUACCGAUCUAUGCAUCCACCUUUCUCUGAGUGUUGCUUCUCUUUUACUUAAAUUACAAAAUCAGGCUCUUGCAGCAUUGCAAUUUGGUAAUAUUAAUCCACUAACUUGUUGUACAAGCUUCAAGCGACUUUGGGUAUCACCAGAAGGGGAACUACCUGGCUACAAUCUGACCUUCUGGAGGCCCCAAGCUCCUUCUAAUUAUGCUAUUUUGGGUGAUUGUGUGACAUCAAGAUCAAUACCUCCUUCACAGGUUGUAAUAGCUGUUAGUAACACUUAUGGUCGUGUACGAAAGCCUCUCGGCUUCAAGCUCAUUGGUGUGUUAUCUAAUUUUCAAGAAUCUGGAGGAACGCUAUCAAAUAGUGAUAAUGAGUGCUCCAUCUGGAUGCCAAUUCCACCACCGGGCUACUCUGCUGUAGGGUGUGUGGCACAUGGUGGAAGCCAGCCACCUCCAAACCACAUUGUCUAUUGCCUUCGAUCUGAUCUUGUAACAUCUGCUAACUUUUCAGACUGUAUAUACUAUGUUCCAUCUAAUCCAAGGGCUUUGUCUGGAUAUAGCAUCUGGCGCAUCGACAAUGUUGUCGGUUCAUUUCUUGCACAUAAUUCAGUGGAAUGCCCUUUUGAAGGCGAAAGCUUCGACUUGCACCAGAUUCUUCUGCAUAAUUCCAAUUUGAAUAUGUCUUUCUCCAGUCAUCCCAGUUCUAACACUGGCAUUAAUAUUGAGCAGCAAAGUCAGCAAGGAGGUAACAGCAAUUGUGGUUCCUCCGGAUGGGACAUUCUGAGGUCGUUAUCAAAAACGAGUAGUUAUUACAUGUCUACCCCACACUUUGAAAGGAUAUGGUGGGACAAAGGUUGUGAUCUAAGAAGACCAAUUUCAAUAUGGCGACCGAUACCACGUCCAGGAUACGCUGCACUUGGCGACUGUGUAACAGAAGGGUUAGAACCUCCUGCUCUAGGGUUGAUGUUCAAGUGCGAUAAUUCUGUGAUUGCUGCAAAUCCUGAUCAGUUCACUAAAGUUGCACAUAUAAUUAGAAAGGGGCUUGAUGAUGCUUUUUUUUGGUACCCAAUUCCUCCUCCUGGUUAUGCCUCCUUGGGAUGUGUAGUAACAAGAAUUGAUGAAGUACCAAAGAAGGAUUCUUUUUGCUGUCCAAGGAUUGAUCUUGUUAACCAAGCAAAUAUUUCUGAUGAACCCAUUUCUCAGUCCUCCAGCGCAAAGGGCUCCAGCUGCUGGAGCAUCUGGAAAGUUGAAAAUCAGGCCUGCACUUUUCUCGCACGAUCUGAUCUUAGAAAACCAUCAAACCGUUUGGCAUACAGUAUAAGUGACCAUGUGAAGCCUAGAGCACAGGAAAACAUUAGUUCUGAGAUGAAGUUGGGGUCUUUUUCAUUCAGUAUCCUGGACAGCUUGUGUGGGACAAUGACACCACUAUUUGACACAACUAUUACAAAUAUAAAUCUUGCAACACAUGGGCGUCUUGAGGCAAUGAAUGCUGUACUUAUCUGUUCAAUUGCUGCAUCCACAUUCAAUAGACAAUUAGAAGCAUGGGAGCCUCUUAUUGAACCAUUUGAUGGGAUAUUCAAGGUUGAAACAUAUGAUACCAGCGAGCACCCGCCAUCAAAAGUUGGCAAACGAGUUCGUGUUGCUGCAGCAAGUACUGUGAAUCUUAAUGUCAGUGCUGCCAAUCUUGAAACCCUGACAGAAACUUUGGUUUCCUGGAGUAGGCAUAAUGAUUUAGAGCAGAAGUCAUCAAGAAGAAGCGAGGAAUCUGAUGAAGACUUGAGGCGAAAUUUUGAUUUAUCAUAUUCUGCAUUGGAUGAAGAUGAUUUUCGAAAAGUGAUUGUUGAAAAUAAACUUGGAUGUGAUGUUUAUCUGAGAAAAGUUGAGGGAAACACCAAGUUAUUACAGCAUGACCACCAAAUGUCAUUUUUGGUGCCACCUCCCAGGUUUUCAGAUAAGUUGAGUGCAGUUACCAAAGCUAGGGAAACUCGAUAUUAUGUUGCCGUUCAAAUCAUGGAGGCUAAGGGACUGCCUAUUGCAGAUGAUGGCAAUAGCCAUGAGUAUUUUUGUGCUUUGCGAUUGCUAAUAGACAGUAAGGCCACAGAUCAGUAUAAGCUUUUUCCCCAGAGUGCAAGAACUAGGUGUGUGAGACCGUUGAUCCCAAAGAUAAAUGGCUUGGGCGAGGGAUAUGCCAAGUGGAAUGAAAUUUUUAUAUUUGAAGUUCCUGAAAAGGGACUGGCAAAUAUGGAAGUUGAGGUUACAAACCUUGCUUCAAAAGCUGGCAAAGGUGAAGUUAUAGGCGCGUUGUCUGUUCCUAUUAGUAGGAGUUCUGGUACACUGAAAAGGGCUGCUUCAAUAAAAGUACUACAGCAAGCAGUUGAUGUACAGCAGUUUAUAUCAUAUCCUCUCAGAAGAAAGGGUCAGCUAUUUAUUGAUGAAGAAAGGAAUAAUUGUGGUAGUUUAGUAAUUUCCACUUCUUAUAUUGAACGAAAUGCUGACGUGAAUAUCCAAAGGGGAAUAGAGAGCACAACUAGCACUGAAAGAGAUGUUGGUUUCUGUGUUGGGCUUGGCCCAGAUGGGCCCUGGGAGAGCUUUGAUUCAGUUCUUGCUCUAUCUGUUGCUCCAAAGUCACUUGAUAGAAACCCUUUUGCCUUCGAAGUUGUCAUGAGGAAUGGGAAGAGGCAUGCAAUUCUUAGGGCUCUUGCUGUCAUUGUGAAUGAUUCUGACAUCAAGCUAGAAGUAUCUUUAUGCCUUGCCACCAUGCUCAGUGAUCCUGUUCAAAACAUGGGACCAAACAGUUCUACUACAGUGACAGAAGAGGUCUUUGAAAAUCAACGAUAUCAACCAAUUUCUGGUUGGGGAAAUAAGUCAUUCGGUUCUCGUGGUAAUGAUCCUGGACGUUGGAGUACCAGAGAUUUUUCAUACUCAUCAAAGGACUUUUUUGAGCCUCCACUCCGUGCUGGUUGGAAAUGGACAUCAGCCUGGCAAAUUGAGAAGUCUCAGUUUGUGGACAGUGAUGGAUGGGCAUAUGGAACUGAUUUUCAGAGCUUGGUAUGGCCUCCAAAUUCUUCAAAAGCAUCUUCAAAAUCAGCUGUAGAUUUUGUACGGCGAAGGCGUUGGAUACGUAUAAGGCAACCAUUACCUGAGGAAAACACAGAUGGCAGGAGAAAUGUCAUUGCUGUUAUAGAUCCAGGAUCAUCAACGGUUUUACCAUGGACUUAUAUGGUUAGUCGUAUGGACGCAUGCUUGCAGGCUCGUCCUUUUGCUGAAAGUUCUCAGGAGAUGUACACUUGGGGUCAAAUGGUCGCCCUGGGUUCUGGCAGGGAGCAAUCCACCAAUCAGCAAGCUCCACUUUCUAGACAGAACACCAUAAAACAUUCAAUUAUUCCAUCACAAAAUUCUAUUCUUAGAUUGAAUCAGCUUGAGAAGAAGGACAUGCUCUCAUACUGUAAUCCCAGUACUGGUACCAAACAAUAUUUCUGGCUCAGUGUUGGCAUUGAUGCUUCAGUUCUUCACACGGAAUUAAAUGCUCCUGUUUAUGAUUGGAAAAUAUCUAUUAAUUCAGCUCUCAGAUUGGAAAAUAAGCUUCCUUAUGAAGCUGAAUAUGCUAUAUGGGAGAGAAUGGUUGAAGGGAAUAUGGUCAAGCGGCAGCAUGGUAUUAUCUCAUCAGGUGGAAAUGCAUUUGUCUAUUCUGCAGAUAUUCGAAAACCUAUUUACCUUACCUUGUUUGUGCAAGGUGGUUGGAUUUUGGAAAAGGAUGCCAUUCUCAUAAUGAAUUUACUGGGCCUUGACCAUGCAUCUUCCUUUUGGAUGGUUCAGCAACAAACUAACAGGAGGGUGCGUGUUAGUGUUGAGCACGACCUGGGAGGAACUGAUGCUGCUCCCAAAACAGUGAGGUUGUUUGUUCCAUAUUGGAUCCAGAAUAAUUCAGCAGUGCCAUUAUCAUAUCGUAUUGUAGAGGUGGAACCCCUGGAGAAUGCAGAUACUGAUUCUCUCUUAAUUUCUAAAGCUGUUAAAUCCGCGAAAUUGGCCUUAAAACAUUCCUCAAAGUCCUUAGAUAGAAAAAAUCCUGUUUUAAGGAGAAAUAUUCAGAUAUUGGAAGUUAUUGAGGACUUUAGUCCCAAAUAUGUUAUGUUGUCUCCACAAGACUAUAUACUGCGUGGUGGAAGUUUGUCGUUUCAAUCACGUGGUGAUACUUUUACCUCAGCACGUCUGGGUAUAUCUGUAGCUGUCUGUCAUUCAGAUAACUACAGCCCUGGGAUUUCUCUUCUUGAGCUUGAGAGCAAGGAUCAAGUUAAUCUUAAAGCAUUUGCUUCUGAUGGAUCAUAUUACAGGCUUUCAGCACACCUUAAAAUGGCUUCUGACAGAACAAAGGUUGUUCAUUUUAUACCGCAGACUCUAUUUAUCAACAGGAUUGGAUGCAGUAUAUCUUUGUCUCAGUGUAACACUAAAACAGAAAAAUGGUUUCACCCAGGUGAUCCUCCAAAAUUAAUUAAAUGGCAAACCAGUGCAAGAAAUGAAUUAUUGAAGUUGCGGGUGGAUGGAUACAAAUGGAGCACUCCAUUUAGCAUUGAAAAUGAUGGUGUAAUGUGUGUUUGCAUGAAAAGCGAUAUGGGAAAUGAUCAGAUGUAUCUUGGAGUAGAGGUAAGGGGUGGAACAAAAAGCUCACGCUACGAAGUAGUGUUUCGCCUUGCUUCAUCAUCAAGCCCCUACAGGAUCGAAAAUCGUUCAAUGUUCUUACCUGUGCGCUUUCGCCAAGUUGGUGGUACUGAUGACUCCUGGCACAAUCUUCCUCCUAAUGCUGCUGCUGCAUUUUUCUGGGAAGAUCUAGGUAGACAAAGGUUAUUGGAAGUCUUAGUUGAUGGAACUGACACUUCAAGCUCUGAGUUGUACAACAUUGAUGAGGUUGUGGAUCACAGACCCAUGCUGACAUCAAGUGGACCUACAAAAGCUGUACAUCUUUCUGUUCUUAAGGAGGGAAAAAUACACAUUGGCCGAAUUAGUGAUUGGAUGCCAGAGAAUGAAACUCCAGAAAGCAUACAUGAAAUAGUUCCAUUACCUGUUUUUCAACCAUCAGUGGUUGGUUAUAAACAAUCAUCUUCAGCAUCGGAUAGUGAAUUGCAUGUCACUUUUGAGGUAACAGAGCUGGGGCUAUCAAUUGUUGAUCAUAUGCCUGAAGAAAUUCUAUAUCUCUCAGUGCAGAAUCUUCUACUUUCUUAUUCAUCUGGAUUGGGCUCUGGAAUCAGUAGGUUCAAGUUACGAAUGCAUGGGAUUCAAGUAGAUAACCAAUUGCCUUUUUCUCCAAUGCCAGUACUCUUUAGGCCGCAGAGAAUGGGGGAUCAGCUGGACUACAUUCUAAAGUUUUCAAUGACCAUGCAAACUAAUAAUUCCCUAGAUUUUUGUGUGUAUCCAUAUGUUGGUCUACAGGUUCCUGCUAAUUCUGCCUUUCUAGUUAACAUUCAUGAACCAAUUAUUUGGCGCCUUCAUGAGAUGUUUCAACAAGCAAAAUUUAGUACAGUAUUUAGUUCUUCAACUACUGCUGUUUCAGUUGAUCCAAUAGUCAAAAUUGGGCUGCUUAACAUCUCUGAGAUCCGAUUUAAAGUAUCAAUGGCUAUGUCACCAAUCCAACGACCAAGAGGUGUACUUGGAUUUUGGUCAUCUUUAAUGACUGCAUUGGGAAACAUGGAGCAUAUGCCGGUGCGUAUUGCUCAAAGAUUCCGUGAUGAAGUAUGCAUGCGUCAAAGUGCUCUUGUGAGUACUGCAGUUUCUAGCAUCCAAAAGGAUCUUCUUAGUCGGCCUCUUGGACUUCUUUCUGGUGUUGACAUUCUUGGCAACGCCAGUAGCGCACUUAGUAGCAUGAGCAAAGGUGUUGCAGCUUUGUCCAUGGACAAGAAAUUUAUUCAAAGCCGACAAAAAAAGGAUAGCAAAGGUGUGGAAGACAUUGGUGAUGUUAUUAGAGAAGGAGGUGGAGCUCUUGCAAAAGGCUUCUUUAGAGGAGUGACAGGCAUCUUAACAAAGCCUCUCGAAGGUGCAAAAUCUUCUGGUGUUGAGGGUUUUGUCCAGGGUGUUGGGAAAGGGUUAAUUGGUGCUGCUGCGCAGCCUGUGAGUGGGGUCUUAGAUCUUCUAUCGAAAACUACUGAAGGAGCCAAUGCUGUAAGAAUGAAGAUAUCAUCUGCUAUCACAUCAGAAGAGCAAUUGCUCCGUAGACGCCUUCCUCGAGUAAUCGGCGGGGAUAAUUUGCUCCGGCCAUAUGAUGAAUACAAAGCUGCUGGACAGGCUAUCUUACAUCUUGCUGAAUCUGGUACCUUUCUUGGUCAAGUUGAUCUCUUUAAAGUCCGAGGAAAGUUUGCAUUUACAGAUGCUUAUGAAGAUCACUUUUUACUACCAAAAGGAAAGAUCCUGUUAGUCACUCAUCGAAGAGUUUUGUUGGUACAACAACCUACAAACAUUAUGAUCCAAAGAAAGUUCAAUCCAGCUAGGGAUCCAUGCUCAGUGUUGUGGGAUGUCCUGUGGGGUGAUAUAGUUACAAUGGAGUUGACACAUGGGAAGAAAGAUAUCCCAGGAUCAUUACCUUCGCGCCUUAUCUUGUACCUGCAAAUUAGAUCGACUGAACCAAAGGAAACUGCUCGCGUGAUAAAAUGCGCCCAUGGAUCUCAACAAGCUACCAAAAUUUAUUCAUCAAUUCACCAAGCACUGGAUUCUUAUGGUCCAAAUGCCUCAAAGGACAUGCGGAGAAGGAAGGUGCCAAGACCAUAUACUCCAUGUAGUUCUUUUGUCUGCCCUGAAGUUUAUCCUAAAGAAGAUUUUGGUAUUUGGGUUGUCCAUGAUGAUAAAGGAUCAGUUCCUAUCACUUUGGCUUUUGGCACGGUGCUUGCUCAACCUCAACCUGGGCAAGAGCACCAAUAGAGAACAUUUAAAAGUCAUGGUACUUGGAGAGAGGGUAACUACUACUACUUUCGGAAAAAUUCAUGGUGUUGCAUGCUUAUUAUGCAACAAAAAGGAGAAAUAUUUAUGUACAAGAAAUCUUAGCAGUGCUAACUUCAUGCUCCUACUACGACGCAGGUUUGGCACACUGCAUAUUGUCUACAAUGUUUGAUUUUUCACAUGCUAGCUUUGUGUCCCUUCCAUUUAUAAAUUUUGUUAUAUUCAAAAUUUUCGUACUUAUGCAGAAGUGGAACUCUUAAUUUUUAAUCAAAGCUAAAUAAAUGCAUCUCUACUGGUAGCGUAUCUGUUCACUCUCAGAGAACAACUAAAUGUUUUCUUUUUUUGGCACAAAUUAUGUACUUGAUUCAGACAAUUAUUGGAAAAGCAUGCAGAAUGACUGAAAAUUGUAACUGAUAAAUCAUAGUUAUGAGAGAUUCAAGGAAGAGAAUAUUAUAAUAACUGAUUAAACAAUUUACCGA